Hibiscus syriacus is the source of this 1529-nucleotide messenger RNA. Its product is annotated as nematode resistance protein-like HSPRO2. The transcript has a single exon. Gene Ontology annotation, biological process: defense response. NCBI's taxonomy places the organism in Eukaryota, Viridiplantae, Streptophyta, Magnoliopsida, Malvales, Malvaceae. The record is from RefSeq and is a predicted model, not a curated record. The coding region runs from base 90 to 1514 and encodes 474 amino acids. Gene Ontology annotation, molecular function: metal ion binding; heme binding.
CUUAUCUCUCUUCGGUCAAGAAAAUACCAAACUUGAAAAACCAGCAGAUUUUUUUUUAAGGAAAUCAUUUUUUUCUUAUUUUGAAGAAAAUGGUUGAUCUUGAUUGGAAAACAAAGAUGGUUUCUUCUAACAUCCCAAACAAAUCCCCAAAGCUCUCUAACAAACUCCAGGUUCCAAUUCCGGCGCCGCUUCGUAUCUCGAAUGUUUCCUCUCCACUUUCAACUUCCCCCUCCACUUCCAAAACUUACGACUAUUAUCUCCGGCUCCCGGAGCUGAGGAAGUUAUGGGAGGCGAAAGAGUUUCCCUCUUGGCAAAACGAGGUAGUUUUGAAGCCGGCUUUGCACGCGUUGGAGAUUACCUUGCGGUUUAUUUCGAUCGUUUUGUCUGAUCCCAGACUGUAUUUAAACCGCCGCGAGUGGACGCGUCGACUCCAGUCAUUUACCACGAGUCAGAUCGAAGUCAUCGCUAUGCUAUGUGAAGAUGAAAACGACGAUGAGACCGCCGUGGGAACGGCACCGAUCGUCGAUCUGACAUCGUCGAACGGUGUUCUAACACGAGAGAGCAGCUCCGCCGAAGUGUGGAAGAUCCGCGGAGAAACGACGGUGGUGAACCGAACGAGCGAAGCCAGCUUGUUGCCUCGGCUCGCCACGUGGCAGAAAUCCGAAGACGUUGCACAGACAAUCCUCUACUCCAUCGAGUGCGAGAUGAGGCGGUGUCCCUACACGUUAGGCUUGGGAGAGCCAAACCUCUCUGGCAAACCGAACCUUGAUUACGACGCCGUUUGCAAGCCGAAUGAACUCCACGCGCUCAAGUCCAGUCCGUACAAUCACAUCGACAGCCCCGAGAACGCAACGCUUUACACCACGCAUCAGAUUCUCGAAUCGUGGAUCCAAACGGGUAAACAAUUGUUGAAACGCAUCGCUUUGAGGAUCGAUACCGGAAGUUUCGAGACCGCCGCCGGCGAUUGUUAUUUACUGGAAAAGAUUUGGAAGCUUCUGGAAGAAAUCGAAGAUCUCCAUCUCUUAAUGGAUCCCGAUGAUUUCCUUCACCUGAAAAGCCAGUUGCAGAAAAAAUCGGUGAACGAAACGGAGGCGCUUUGUUUCAGAUCGAAAGGGCUAGUCGAAAUUACGAAACUGUCCAAGGAGUUAAAAAACAAGGUACCGUUCAUUUUGGGAGUAGAGGUGGAUCCUAAAGGUGGGCCCAGGAUUCAAGAAGCUGCUAUGAGGUUGUACACCGAGAAAAAGGAGGGUAGUAAGGUCUUUCUGGUACAAGCAUUGCAAGCAAUCGAAGCGGCCUUGAAACGCUUCUUUUUUGGGUACAAGCAAGUGUUGAUGAUCGUUAUGGGGAGUUUGGAAGCGAAAGCCAACAGACCCGUGGCGAGUUCGGACCCAGGGGACUCAUUGAGUCAAAUAUUCCUGGAGCCUACUUAUUUCCCUAGUUUGGAUGCGGCUAAGACGUUUUUGGGCGAGUUUUGGAGUCAGAGACAGGGUGGGUAUCGGUCAACCAAGAGAUGACCACUCGAUCGUUCG